Brettanomyces bruxellensis is the source of this 3468-nucleotide messenger RNA. RefSeq lists its product as uncharacterized. The transcript has a single exon. Gene Ontology annotation, molecular function: DNA binding; DNA-binding transcription factor activity, RNA polymerase II-specific; zinc ion binding. The record is from RefSeq and is a predicted model, not a curated record. NCBI's taxonomy places the organism in Eukaryota, Fungi, Ascomycota, Pichiomycetes, Pichiales, Pichiaceae. The coding region runs from base 1 to 3468 and encodes 1155 amino acids. Gene Ontology annotation, biological process: DNA-templated transcription; regulation of DNA-templated transcription.
AUGGCUUUGAAUAGUCAAACAACGAAAACGACAUCAAAGCCGAAAACAAUUCGUCCUCCAGGGUCUAAUACAUCCAGAGUUUCAGUUGCAUGUGACCGUUGUCGCAAAAAGAAAAUACGGUGCUUUUAUGAUGAUGACGAUAAAGAACACAAACCUGGUGAAAAAAGGCAAUGUGCUAACUGUAAGGUUGUUGGCUUAGAAUGCAUCUUCACAGAUAAGUUAGCCAGAAAGGCUUUCCCUAGAGGGUACACCGAAUCUUUGGAAGAGAGAGUGCGAGAGCUUGAAUUUGAAAACAAGAAGCUGCAAAAACUUUUGAGCUUGAAGACAUCCAGUUCUGGAUCAGGUGCACAGGUUGCUUCUCCCGGUAGUAUCGAUUCUGCUAUGGAUGACAAUCCCAGUUCUGGGAAGUCGAGUGGAACGCCAAAGUCCAACUCACAAUCUCCACUGAAUGUACCCUUAAAUAAGGAGAAUUUGACCAGAUUUAACCAGCAACACAAGAAGGAAGUUCGAUCACCAAAUAGUCGAACUAAGAAAACUCUUGGUUGUGGCCAUCUAGGACAUCUUCAUGAUGACUCAUGCAACUGUGGAUAUGCUCAUUCUAUUCAUGAUAGACCUGUCUCUGUAGCAGGAUCGGUUGAUAUUGAUCACGGGGAGCUGAGUGACGACAAUAUUUCAUUAUACUCAGUCGGAGCUUCUGAGUCAGCAUCGUAUACUGCAGGUGCAGACGAUCUUAGGCGCAGAUAUGGAUUCAAUUCAUUUGAACAGGUGAAUGCACCGGGUGCAGCAGCAGCCAUAUCACUUCAAAAUAAGCUUCGAACAAAAAAUUUCAUGAAUUUGGCAAAUUUGAUUGCAGCAUCUAUUCCUCGAUCAACUGAAGAAACGCUGUUUAUCCCAACUCUUCUUGCAAAGAUUGUGAAUGUUCACGGGUUUAACUCUAAGGCUCCAUACUUGACUGCUAGGAGCAUUGCACUAUUGAAGGAGCUGCCAAAUGAUGGCGAUAAGUUCAAUCAAUAUCCUGUCACGUUUAAAGGGGUAAACUUUCAUGGAUUAAAAAGAGAGGAAUCCAUUCAGUUCUUUAGGACUCUUAACCUUCCAAAUUAUUUAAACUUGGAUUUAUGUGUUUCAGUAUAUUUUGACACAUGGAAUACCAUUGUUCCAAUCUUUAACAAAGAGAUUUUUAUGAACAAUUACAUCAAGUUUGGGAAAAGUCGUGGAAAGAACUUUGAAGAUGGUGGCAUGGUUGGCUUUGAGAAAUUUGGAGAACUUUUGGUUAUAAUAACAGCAUUGGUGUUACUUUCUCACGAGCGCAACAAUUCAUUCAAGAGUGGAAAUAAGAAAGAGUCCAGUAACACAGAAGUAUUGCAGUUCUACGACCAUAUGAUCAAACAAUUUAUAACUUCCAAUAUGACAUCCAUCUGUUCGAUAUCUUCCUUGCAGAUGGUGACAAUUGAAUUACUUUACUGCCUUACUACGGGGGACCUUAAUACAAGUUAUGAGCUUCGUGGCAGAAUGGUAACCAUGUCGCAGCAAUUGAGAUUGCAGAGAUGUCCUGCUGCUGUUUUGGGAUACAACGGUUCGAAUGUGUCAAAACUUCAACAGGGUGAGAGGAGAAUUCUCUUUUGGUGCAGUUAUUCACUAGAUGCAUUUAGUGCGUUCAUUUUAGGUGUUCCACGAUUAUUUAAGGAUUAUGAAAUCGAAUGUGCUCUACCCUCAUCAAGCUCAUCGGAUAAGGAAAACAAAGACUCGGAUAUCAACAUGAUUACUUUCAACAAUAUAAAGCUUUCACUUGUUGGUAAAGUAUGCGAUUCAGCAUUGAGCGUUAUGAGGUACUCAAGAAUUUUGGGUACAAUUGUGGACAAUAUAUUUAAAAGGAACGAUAACAACUUGAAAAAGCCAUCAAUAGAUGAAUCUGCAUGCUUCGUAAUGGAAAAUAUGCUUGAUUCAUGGAGAAAGACUAUUCCUCCCACCGUCAGUUUUAAUCGUCUUGAUGUUGAUGGAAACUUUAGUGAUUAUGAUAAGAUGAAUAACACACAAUUGACAUUACUAUACUUGUACUACCAGGCCAAGGCAUUAAUAUACAUGCCUUUAAUGGCAUCCGAAUCCCAGAAUAACAAAAGUUCGCCAGCAUUUAUCAGUAUUCAGCAGGCAACUACUGCAAUUUUAACAAUAACUAAGGCUUUGAGUUCUCCUGGACAUGACUUUUAUUAUUUACCAUUACCAAUGAAUCUGCCCAGACAAAAAGCUCGCUUUGUAUUGCUAGCAGCAAAGAGUGCUCUAGAAUUCACAAGGGGCGGUGCACUAUUCCAGGAAGCUAAGUCGUUGAUCACUUCCGCAAUUCAAGAUUUGAAGGAUGAGAGUGAAAUAAAGAUGCUUGGAUGCCUUUCUUCAGAUUGUUGCACAUGCCUUGAGCGUGCAGUCGAUGCAAUUUUUUCUCAGCCACAUCCUAUUCCACUUUCACCUUCUCCACCGCCUCGUUUGAUUACCGAUAUUUCCAAAUAUAAAGGGAUCACCUCUCCACUGCGCAAUGUUGCAACAGCAAACACGUAUAGUGAAGGCAACAAUCAAAUAACUGCAACGAUUAAUGUAGACAGUGCUGUUCCGAUUCGAAGUAAUAGUGUGAAUGGUGUUGAAGGUAGACAUCAUUUGAAUUUAUCGCAUGAGAGACGUUUUAGCGAUAGCAUCAAUGGCAAUACCAGUUCGUCUGUCAAAACAGAGCCAGAUUCAGCCACUGCUCUUAAUGAUAUAUUUACGAAUAAGGUCGGAUAUCAGAUUCAAACAUUACAACAACAGAUGCGACAACCGUUCCAACCGAUUCCACCAGGAAUGCAAUAUCAACGCAAUUCUCUCAGAAACCAAAGCACUUCACCACAUUCAGCAUCAAACAACAGCAACACUAGCUCUACAGGAAGCUUCACACAAGGUUAUAAUACAGGAGUACAAGGAUCUCAAACAACACCAGAUUGGAAUUCUAAUAGUGGAAGCUCAUAUAAAAAGCUGGAGGAACAACAAUUGAAUCAGAAUCUCCAUGGGUUGCAGUUUCCAGGAAACCAGGAUAUGCUGCAUAUAUUUAACGUAACACAGCAGCAGGAAGUUAAAAGCUUGAAUGAUAUGCUACAGCAGGUCAAUAUAGAUCACGUUCACAACAAUUCUGAGAUGUCGAGUGCUUCUAUUUUGGAGAGGCCACAGGCAAACCUAUCAGGCACGGAUACUCAAAAGCAUAAAGAAACUACCCAAGCGACUGAUCACCCAAGUUCUUUUGCUCCAGGGAACGGGAAGUCAUACAGCGAUUUAUUGAUGCUAAAUGACUUCGGUGUUGACGCUUCAAUAGGUGUUCCCUUCGAUUUUGAACUAGAUGGACAAAAUAAGAGAGCCCGACUUGAAGUUGGUAGUAACAAGGAGCAACCGGACGCAAAUUCAGCUAAUAAUAACGGCUAUCCAUCAUAUAACAAUUUAUUCGAUUGGCAUUGA